AAUCCGAUGGUAAAGGCCAUUAUAAUGCAAAUUGUAAAUACUGUAUUAAAGAAAGGUGGAAACGAGGCAGACCUUCGGUUAUGGAAUCCCAUCUGGCUCUGCAUUGCAAAGGCGAUGUUCCCGAUAAAAUAAGACAGCAUUGGCUAGUUCAA
This is a messenger RNA of Racocetra fulgida, 152 nucleotides long. The record is from the annotation of a GenBank genome assembly. Lineage: Eukaryota; Fungi; Glomeromycota; Glomeromycetes; Diversisporales; Gigasporaceae.